Messenger RNA from Aspergillus steynii IBT 23096, 4788 nucleotides. It is a transcript of the gene cpcC, whose product is annotated as putative protein kinase (Gcn2). Gene Ontology annotation, biological process: regulation of translational initiation by eIF2 alpha phosphorylation; DNA damage checkpoint signaling. The transcript is spliced from 7 exons. The record is from RefSeq and is a predicted model, not a curated record. Gene Ontology annotation, molecular function: protein binding; ATP binding; eukaryotic translation initiation factor 2alpha kinase activity. Bases 1 to 4788 code for a protein of 1595 amino acids. NCBI's taxonomy places the organism in Eukaryota, Fungi, Ascomycota, Eurotiomycetes, Eurotiales, Aspergillaceae.
AUGCCUCACAAGCAGAAGAAGAAUUCCAAUCAUGCCCCCCAGAACGCCUCUCCCCGGGCGGAGAAGAAGCAGUUCAACCCCGAAGCCUCGCCCUUUGCCUCGCCCGUAGUCGCCCCCACGAAUUACCACGAAAUCCACCAGAACGAGGUCGAGGCCCUGGCCUCCAUCUACGGCGAUGAUUUUGAAGAGGUGCAGCUUCGACGAUCCGCGUGGGGUCAACAAUCCUCCGAGGUCACAUUCAAACUCCACAUACGCGCCUCCUCCAACCCGGACGUCCAUCUCGAAUUGCUCGUCGAGCUCCCCGCCACCUAUCCCAAAACCUACCCCAACCUUUCCUUGGAAAACAUCGACGAUCUGCGACAAGGCGCUCGAUCGCGAAUCGAAGACAUCAUUCGCAACAAGCCGAGGACACUCAUGGGGUCGGAGAUGAUCUACGAGUUGGCCGUGUCGAUUCAGGAUGUUCUCGAGGACGUGGCGGAGGCUCGAGCGCAAGACAAGGAUCUUCCUAGCCUAGAGGAGGAGCGCAUGGAACAAGAAGCGGCAGCCCAUCAGCGAGCAGAGCUAGAACGACAGGAAGAACUUCGAAAACAAGAGGCCGCGUCGGCGGAGGAGGAACGAGCUUUACAGCAGCUCCUCGACGACAAAAUCAGAGAGCGAACGAAGGCACGCGACUCGAAACGGAAGAGUCGAACGCCAGGAAUGGACUCGAAUGGUGACCUUGAUGCUGCGGAGAAUAUCCCGGGUGCGAUUUGCUUCGAUCCCCCUCUGGUCAUGACGGAUGCGGAUGAGGGCCCUCUGGCCUUUCGCGCGGUAUAUGGGAAGACUAUGCUACAAUCCUCUCCGGGAAAAGAAACCUUUACGGUCAGGCCGGUCACUUACGACACGCGACCCUGUGCUCCUCUCUUAGUCCUGAAAGAGGUAUCCCUGGAUGAGAAGGGGCUAGACCCGUUGGCGUUCCGAGAGAAGAUGCGUACGAGUGAGGAUAAGUUGGAAGGCCUGAAAAGGCUGCGGCAUUCCAACCUGGUUGAGUUUGUCGGGUUUAAAAUAUAUAGACCUCUGAAUCCGCUCGAUUCCCAUGACCAUUUCUGGAAGGUGUAUCUUCUCGUCGAGCACGCAAACAAGGGCUCGCUGUCUGAAUUCCUGGAUAUCGUUGGCACGGCUCCCGUGGAAGUGGUUCGUAGCUGGACUAUUCAACUUCUCGAAGCUCUGGAGUUCUACCAUCGCAGCGGAUUCGUCCACGGAGACAUUCACUGCGGGCGUAUCAUGUUGUUUAGGAAUCCCACCGGUGGCACGAUCGUGAAGCUGCAGGCGGCCAUCGAGGAGACUCUGCCGGCCUCUGCAGAAAAUCUGCGGCCAUUGACAACCUCCAAAUCGCCCUUCUGGCUUCCCCCGGAGUUGACGCCUGAUGAUGCCCCGCCCACCACGAAGACGGAUGUAUGGGACCUGGGGAUAGUCUUUCUUCAGAUGGGCUUUGGAAAGGACGUUUUGCAGCGCUAUACAUCGGCCAAUGCCCUGAUGGCCACCCUCGGCCUCACGGCUCCCCUGCAGGAUUUAUUGCAUGAAUUUUUCCGGCCUGACCCCAAGAAGCGGCCAACCGCUUUCCAGCUUCAACCAUCGGAGUUUUUCCGUCUCGACACUCCCUUGGUUGCUCGUUCGAGCGCCUCAAACUCGAUUUCUUUGCCGAGACGUCCGCGUCUAGAUUCCUUGAAUGGCCUGCCUGCGUUCUCGCGAUAUAAUCAAGACUUCGACGAGGCAGGCCGCCUAGGCAAAGGAGGAUUCGGACAGGUGGUCAAGGCAAGAAACAAACUUGACGGUCGCUUCUAUGCGGUGAAAAAGAUUUCUCAGCGAUCGGCCGCCGCGUUGAAGGACACCCUGUCCGAGAUCAUGCUGCUAUCACGACUUAAUCACCCGUAUGUGGUGCGCUACUAUACCGCCUGGCUCGAAGAGGAUCAUGGCCACGGCGAUGAGGACGCUGUGUCUUCUUCGGACGGAGAUUUUUCUGGCCGGGACUCCAGUCCAUAUGAAUACAGCACUGGUGGCCUUGAUUUCAUCAGCUCUAGUGGCUAUCCUAAGAUUGAAUUCGGAGGCGACAGCGACGAAGAGCGUGAUGGAACCACGCCGUCUCAGAAAUAUAAGCGCGAUACACCUGAAACCUAUGGCUCGGAAAGUGGCACCGGCGUUGAACUCAGCCGUGUGAUGUCUGGCUCGCAGGGUAGACCGGUCUUGUCUACCCUUUAUAUACAGAUGGAAUAUUGCGAGAAACACACCCUUCGUGAUCUGAUAAGGAACGGUCUGUAUGAUGAUGUCGACAGAUCUUGGCGCCUGUUCCGACAGAUCCUUGACGGGUUGAGCCACAUUCACGGCCAUGGAAUCAUACAUCGCGACCUGAAGCCCGAUAACAUCUUCAUUGAUGUAGCCAACAACCCGCGUAUUGGUGACUUUGGACUUGCCACAAGCGGGCAAUUCACGACAGCCGUGCGAUCUUCGACAACGGCAGACUUUGAAGGAAACUUCACUCGAAGUCUUGGUACCACCUACUACGUUGCGCCGGAAAUGAAAUCGGGCUUUACUGGAAAUUACAAUGAGAAGGUCGAUAUGUUUUCCUUGGGUGUGAUCUUUUUCGAGAUGUGCCACUCUCUGCCAACGGGUAUGGAACGAGACCAGACACUGCGAGCGAUCAGGGAAGAGAACCACACUCUGCCACCGACAUUCCAAUACUCCGAAAAGGCCGUUCAAGGUAGAAUCAUCGAGUCUCUUUUGAGCCACAACCCCAGCGAACGGCCCUCGGCGUCGGAGCUUCUCCACAGCGGUCAAAUCCCUCUGCAGGUAGAAGAAGAAACUUUCCGGCGAGCGAUCAUGCACCUUCUGUCUGAUCCUAAUUCUCCCGAUUACAAGAAAAUCUUAUCGGCAAUAUUCUCGCAGUCCCCCAAGAAGUUCGAAGACAUUGCCUGGGAUAUGGAUUCUCAUGGGGCGCCUGCUGCUAAUGAGCUUCUUAUCCACGGCCUGGUCAAGGAGAGACUUACGUCAAUUUUCCGAAGACAUGGGGCCGUCGAAACUGCGAGACAGAUGCUGUUCCCAAGAUCGCAGCAUUACAAUAGUGGUGCCGUGCGACUGCUGGAUUCCACCGGUAACCUGCUUCAGCUGCCCUUUGACCUGACACUCCCCAAUGCGCGUGCAAUUCCUCGGCAAGAUGCUUCUCUUGAGAAGACGUUCACUUUCGGAACAGUCUACCGGGAGACGCCUCAUGGCGGUGAACCUAGAUCCCACAGAGAGGUGGACUUUGACAUUGUGUCACAUAACACCCUUGAUCUAGCCUUGAAGGAGGCGGAGACCAUCAAGGUACUCGACGAGGUCAUCGACGAUUUCCCGCCGCUGAGGUCGGCUCCCAUGUGCUUCUUGAUCAAUCACUCCGAUCUCCUCCAGCUGAUCAUGGAAUUUUGCCGCAUCACGCCUUCCAAGAUUCCCCUGGCAAAAGAUGUGAUCAGCAAACUGAACGUGGGGAAGUGGACAAUGUCAAAGAUCCGUAGUGAACUCCGAUCCCCAGCCAUCGGCAUUGCUUCCACCUCGUUGGAUGACUUGGCAAGAUUUGAUUUCAAAGUGACAGAUUCUCCCAAGCAAACGCAAAAACGACUGCGCAGCAUCAUGGAGGGUACACCAUAUGUCGAGCGGCUGGCACCCAUCUUUACCCGGUUGAAUCUACUGAUGGCAUAUCUUCAGCGGUUUGAUGUAAAACGCAAGGUUUAUAUCAACCCUCUUGGAAGCUUGAACGACAAGUUCUUCCGAGGCAGCAUUCUUUUCCAGUGUGUUUUCGAUAGUAAACGUCGGGAUGUCUUCGCGGCUGGCGGUCGAUAUGAUUCACUGGUGAAGGAGUUCCGUCCCAAGGUCUUAACGAGUCGCUCGCACACGCACGCCGUCGGUUUCAACCUGAGCUGGGACAAACUCAACUCAGUCAUGCUCGACUACCUUCGCGGUUCCACAAAGGGUUCUCUGAAACAACCCGAGGCUGAAAUCGGGGCUUUUUGGAAGGCCAGAAGAUGCGACGUGCUUGUUGCAAGCUUCGACGCGACUGUUCUUCGCACUCUUGGCGUGAAGAUCGCGCAGGAUCUUUGGGCAAGUGAUAUCAGCGCAGAGAUAGCAGUUGAUGCUUCCUCGCUCGAAGAGCUCCUCACUCAUUACAAGGAGCACAACCACAGCUGGAUCGUCAUUGCAAAGCAGGAUAGCCAGGAGCGAGGGUUCAAGAUCCGAUGUCUUGAGCCGAAAGAGGAAUUUGAUGUGAGAAGUGCCGAACUGAUCCCUUGGCUUCGAAACGAAAUACGGUCACGCAACCAGCGUGAAGGCAUCACGGACUCGUUCCGACAAUCCCGACUGCCUAGCCAGCCUGAUCUCAACAGUCCGAACGAACGGGUGAACGACGUGCGCAUCUUAGUGCCUCAACAUCGGAGCAAGAAAACAAAUCGACGGAACAUUGUCGAAAACGCUCUGUUCCGCUCGCGAGAGGUCAUUGAAGACGCCUUGAACGGGCCCAUCGCGGCCAUCGACACGCGGGAUGACCUCCUCGACGCAAUCCGAGAUACGCGCUUGUCAGACCCCGACAGCUGGCGUGCAGUCAUACAGAAUGCACCUCUGACCGAGCGAAAGUACAUGAGUCAGGUCCACGAGCUCCUCGUCGAUCUCGCCAACGAGAGCCGCAUCGGGGACGGCGCCGACGACUUCACCAAUGCGUUCAUCUAUAAUUACCGCACGGGAUCCUGUGUGUACUAUGAUCUGGGCACAAGAAAUGAGAGAUGA